AUGGUGUUACGAAUGGCGAGACUCACUGACGAUGCCGACUACGAUGCUGGCGAAACGUCUGGGAAUGUACCACGUCCACGCUCCUACUCUGGAAAUGUUGAUGCAUACAAUGAACUUAGGACU
Protopolystoma xenopodis is the source of this 123-nucleotide messenger RNA. The record is from the annotation of a GenBank genome assembly. NCBI's taxonomy places the organism in Eukaryota, Metazoa, Platyhelminthes, Monogenea, Polystomatidea, Polystomatidae.